CCCCCACGAGACCACCCGGCGGGGGCGGGGCAAUGAAGGGCUCUGAUUGACAGCUCCGGCCGCGCCCCCUUCGACCGGGAUCAGAGCGGUCCACACAGAUUUAAAAUGGAGACGUCGGCGCUGACGCAGGGCCUGGAGCGGGUCCCGGCCCAGGCCGGGUAUCUCGUCAUCAGCGACGGCGCCGUCCUGGCUUCGUCGGGGGACCUGGAGAACGACGAGCGCACGGCCACCGUCCUGCAGGGCCUGGUGGCCACCGCGCUGGGGCUGCGCCUGCCCCGCGGCCACCACCCCCCCUUCCGCCGCCUCUCGGGUCAGUGCCACCUCCUGGGGUCACCUGGGGUCACCACAGGGUCACCAUGGGGUCACCACCCCCCCUUCCGCCGCCUCUCGGUGGUGUUCGGGGAGCACUCCCUGCUCGUCACGGUGUCAGGACAGAAACUCUUCGUCGUCAAACGCCACAACCACGUCCAGGACCCCGUGGCCGUCUGACAGCUGUCCCCAAUGUCCCCAACAACUGUCCCCAAUGUCCCCAACAACUGUCCCCAAUGUCCCCAACAACUGUCCCAGCUGUCCCCAAUGUCCCCAACAACUGUCCCCAAUGUCCCCUGCUGUCCCAGCUGUCCCCAAUGUCCCCAACAACUGUCCCCAAUGUCCCCUGCUGUCCUCACCUGUCCUCACCUGUCCCCAGGGGUGGUGGCACCUCCCCUCCGUGUCCCAAGGUGUCCCCAAGGCCACCCAGGGGGAUUUUGGGGCCACCCCCCCCCCCAGUGUCACUCUGGAGGCAAUAAAGGGUGUCCUGGAGUGUCA
Molecule: messenger RNA, 807 nt
Organism: Myiozetetes cayanensis
Lineage: Eukaryota; Metazoa; Chordata; Aves; Passeriformes; Tyrannidae
Gene: LAMTOR4
Product: late endosomal/lysosomal adaptor, MAPK and MTOR activator 4
Exons: 6
Coding region: 106-489 (127 amino acids)
Biological process (GO): cellular response to amino acid stimulus; positive regulation of TOR signaling
Cellular component (GO): Ragulator complex; lysosome
Molecular function (GO): guanyl-nucleotide exchange factor activity
Source: RefSeq, a predicted model, not a curated record